This is a messenger RNA of Tribolium madens (black flour beetle), 797 nucleotides long. Its product is annotated as translocon-associated protein subunit gamma. Gene Ontology annotation, cellular component: membrane; endoplasmic reticulum. Gene Ontology annotation, biological process: SRP-dependent cotranslational protein targeting to membrane. Bases 184 to 735 code for a protein of 183 amino acids. The transcript has a single exon. Lineage: Eukaryota; Metazoa; Arthropoda; Insecta; Coleoptera; Tenebrionidae. The record is from RefSeq and is a predicted model, not a curated record.
GUUGAAACGUGGAAGAAAAGUAAUGCGCGUGGCGCUCCGGAGGAGGAGAAAGUAGUUAAUGUGGUUGAAAAAUAAGACGUGGACAAUAAUUUGUAGUAAAUUAGUCUUCAGCCGAUACAGAAUUGAAGUUUCGAAGUGAACUUUUUGUAAAGUUGUGUGAAACGUAACUUUUCAUUCAUCGCCAUGUCAAAAUCACAAAACAAGGGCUUCACCAAAGAAGAAGAGUUGCUCUUGCAGGACUUCAGCAGGAAUGUCUCAACAAAAUCCUCAGCCUUGUUUUAUGGUAACGCACUUAUCGUCUCUGCUGUACCCAUUUGGUUGUUCUGGAGGAUACAUUUGAUUGAUAUUUACUCCUCGCUAGUGCUUUUUGUGGUGGUAACCUCAAUUGCAACAUAUUUACUAGCACUAGCGUACAAAAAUACGAAAUUUACUUUGAAACACAAGAUUGCUGUCAAGAGAGAAGAGGCUGUGACACGCGAUUUGUCCAAGAAGUUGUCUGAAGACAAGAAAAUGAGCAAGAAGGAAAAAGACGAACGGAUUUUGUGGAAGAAGAAUGAAGUUGCCGACUUUGAAGCUACAACUCUUUCGAUUUUCUACAACAAUGCAUUGUUUUUGACGAUUGUCAUCAUCUCGAGCUUUUAUUUGCUGCCGUCGUUCACCCCUCCUGUCAACUACACUGUUUCUAUUGGGGCCACAGCUGGCCUCCUUGCGUUACUUUCAACUGGUUCUCAAUAAUAACAAUAACUUGAUUUUGUAAUUUAUUUGUUUAAUAAAAUAAAGUAUUUCGUAAACUAAAA